AUGAACGACGGCGACCACGACCGCCCCUCCCGGCCGAGCACCGCCCAUUGGAUCGGCGACAUAGAGUCUACCGAUAACAAACGGCCCGCCACCUCCGCUUCCGCCAGAGGAAGCAAUCUCAAGCCCGAAAACAUCCCUCCACUACACCCGCCCUCCGCCCUCGCCGUGCCCGAGACCAGCUAUUUUGACAGCCCUAGCGGUGAUCUAAGACACUCCGAUUCCCAGGCCGAGAUCGCUGUUCGACAGCACCUGCAAGACAUCGAGUCUAGCUUUGACGCCCCUCUGUCACCCAUUCCCUCGACCAGCAAUGGCUUUGACGAUACGUUUGUCUUCGACUCGCCGUCAAAGAAGCCGGCUGCACCAUUGCCGAAGGCGCCUGCAGAUGAUGCCGACGAGUCGCAGAUGCUACCCGUCCCGAGUCGAACGGCUUCCGGUACAUCCAAUAACGCUGACGUGUCCGAGCUAACCGAGUCUGGCAACGACGAAAAGCAGGAGGAUACCAGCAAGGCGACGCGGUCGUUGGAGGCAUUUUCUUCCUCUCCGACAGCGGCUGCUGCGGCGCGGACGAUAUCGAGAGCCUUUUCCGAGGCCCUCUCUGGUCAUACCGCCGAGCAAGGAAGAACCAGCCCACCACAACGAUCAAGAUUAACCAAUUGGCAGCGGGCAUCAGUCGACACAGGGAGCGUCAACAGCCAGGCGAUGAAGUCUGCCAGCCGUCCCAAGUUCCUCCGGAGUCGAAACGCUAGUCAACGUUCGUCCGUGUCGUCGGCCCUCACCGAUCCUGAGAGCGACAAUACCGUGGGAAUUGGAGAUUAUGCGCUCCAAUCAGGGGGCGCCGUUCCCUCGCUGGGCAUGCCCCGCAAUUUCAACAGCUUUCUCUCCCGGUCUAUCAGCAUGGGCAGCAUGGCUAGCGGAGUUGAUGACAUGCACGAUCACAUCGGGCCCAGCGUCGGUCAACUCGAAACCCUGGACGAAGUCGACUCGAGCCUCUCACCCCAACCACAACCACCACCACACAGACGAGCACCACGUGUCGACGACGAAGAGGAUGACGAUGAUGUGCUGCGAACCCCAACCCAAUCCAAAUCCUCGGCUGCGCUUGCCGCCCCGACCGAUACUGUGCUCGCCCGACAUGUUAGAGACGUACACGUGCCAGAAUCGCUGGCGAAAGAAUACAAGUCCAAGGGGGGGCUGACGACGCCGGGAAGGUCCGUCACGUUUGAUAAUGUCAAUCUUGGGGCGUCCACGACGAGUCGGCAUGGCAAGAGCCUGACGCUCAAGGAGCAGAGCAGCACCAUUGAGCGGCUGAGCAAGGAGAACUUUGACCUCAAGCUCAAGGUUAUGUUUUUGAGCGACCGUCUGGAUAAGCUCUCUGAAGAGGGUAUUAAGGAGAUGAUCUCGGAGAAUGUGGAGCUCAAGACUGGGUUGGCGGUGUUGCAGCGGGAUAACAAGGUGUUGCGGAGGCGGGUGAAGGAGCUGGAGAAGCAAUUGAAGGACGAAGACGAACGGCCGGGGACAGCUAAGAGCGCCGGGUCUGAGGAUGAGGAUGCGCAUGACAGGGAGGAGGAGCUGAUCUACCUGAGAGAACAAAUGGAGGAGUACGUCACGGAAAUUGAGAGGCUACGGAAUGAGAACCUUAACAGGGAAGCGGAGAAGAGAAAGAUGGCCGAGCUUAUCAAGACUUUGGGAGAAAGGGCCGGCGAGAGAAUGGGCGAGAAUCUGGGCCGACAAGAGGAAGCGGAUGUCUGGAAGGAUUUGUUGGAACAAGAGACUGCCAGGAGAGAACAAAGCGACGAGGAUAAUCGCCGGCUACGCGACGAGGUAUUCCGGUUGAAGCAGGAGAUGGCCCAACAAAUGGGGCUACCAACAAGCUCAUCAUCUAGCUUCCACCACAGCAGGAGGCACGCACCAUUCUCACCCGCAGCACGACCACCGACAGCCUCGUUUUCGUCCCAGGAUAUGGACAACGCAACAACUGUGAGUGUCACACUGGUUGAUGACCUACGCCGGGAGAGUGAACAGUUGCGCCACGAGAACGCUGAGCUCCGCCGAGAAGUGGGCGCCCAGACCUCGAUGUUGACGUCCAGGAACCGAGAGAAGGAGCGCUUGUACCAAGAGAUUGAAGAUCUCAAGAUGGCCCAACGACGAGGCGGCCCAGCCCCAUCGACUAUCGACAGUCUCUUGGAACGGUCGGCAUCCCGGGCUGGUGUUCACGAGCGGUCCCAUUCACGCAUUAGCGGCGGUGCCACGACAGUUCUCGACGACCUGGACCGGGAUGAGCUCGAGGAGAAGCUGGCCGAGCUGCGUGACAAGAACAACGAGCUCAAGCUGCAGAAUCAAGAUCUGCAACGAGAGUUGGAUGCCUGCAUGGAAGACUUCGAGACCGCGGUGGAAGCUAAGAAGCAAGCCGAGGAGCUGGUCGCCGCCCUGCAAGAGGAUAUUGACGCCGCUAUGAACGACUUGAUGGCCCUCCAGGCGGAGCGUGACGAAGCACUGCAAGAGCAUGCCAACCUCGAGGCCGAAUUCGAAGCCUUGCGUAAGGAAGCACAAGAAGAGAUUGAUGCCCUGGAGGGAGAAGCAGACCAACGUACCGGCGAGAUCGAGAGACUCCAGCUUGACCUCAAUGACCGCACCGAAAACUUUGACGCCUUGCAGGAAGAGAUGCGUAAGAUGAGCGAUGCACUUGUCAGACUGGAAGAUGAGCAGGAGUCCAAGAUUCGCCGGAUCUCCCAACUGGAGCAAGAGCUCGGCGACGCCAACAGGGAGUUGGAGGAACUCGAGCUUAAGCUGCUCGAAGCCAACGACAAGGCUAACCGCCUGUCGGUGCAGCAAGAGUCCAGCCAGGGCGAGAUUGCCUUCUUGCGAGAAGAGCAGGAGGGAGACAAGAUCCGGAUUGGAGACCUCGAGGCUGCUCUCGCUAAUGUCGAGCAGAGCCUGCGGGAUGAGAAGGAUCGUGCCAGGGAGCUGGAGCAACGUCUCGCUACCGAGAGGAGACAACGCGAGAUUGUCGCCAACAAGGAGAAGGAAGAGGUUCAGCAGUUUGUCAACGAACUCAACCGGGAGGCAUCGACGGCCAAGGACGAGGCUCGGAGACUCCGGAAGAGUCUGUCGAGCCGGGAGGUCGAAGCCACCGAGUGGAAGGAGAGAUUACUGGAGCUCGAAAACAACUUGCGCGAGGCGUUGGGUGACUUGAGCGGUACUAGGUCCAGCUUGCUCAAGGUGGGUCCCCUGGCCGUGACGCUUCGUGGAAGGUCUUGGCUAACGCUUUUUCAGAACAUCGCCAAGAUGCAACGGGAUCUCGAAAACACUGUCCGCGACCUCGACUCUACCAAGGCCUCGCUCGUCGAGAAGGAUCGCAUCAUCAAGCAGCGUGAUGCUCUACUCGAGUCUCACAGCCACGAAACCCGGAAGCUGGCCGAGAUGCUCGACAAGGAGCGGGCCGCCCACCGCAACGUCAAGAACCAGUUUGAGACGUUCCAAAAGACGCACUCUCAUGUCACCCGCACGGUUAGCUCCCAAGAUUCGCGGAUCAUGGAGCUCGAGGCCCAAAAGGCUGCAGACAAGAAGCGCAUCUCUCAGUUGGAGAGCAGCUUCAAGGAGCAGCUUACGGAGCGCAACAACCUGUUGCUCAUUCUCUGGACCCGUCUGUCCACCCUUUGUGGUUCAGAUUGGGCACAUGACAACAGCCUCAUCAACGGGCGUGCCUUGCCCAGUCUGGAGGCUGUUUCGACCAUGCUUCCCGGUUUCAGCAAGAACCUGAUGGCGGCUGUCAAGAUGAUUGAGACAAUGAUUGGCAACUUCCAGACGAAGAUCAAGUCGGUCGAAAAGGACCUCUGGAAAGAGUACCAGACUCUGGAAGGGCUGCUGGAUCAGCGAACCAAGAAGCUCGACAGGCUGGAGUCCAUUGUGCGCAACAACAUUGCCACCGGACAACUCAGUAGCCACAGCCACUCUUCGCGUGACGCGGACAAACUUGCUCGCUUGGAGGAGGCGUACAGACAGCUCAAAGUAGAAUGCCACACCUUGCGGACAGCUGCGGAGGUUAGAGCCCGGCAGGCUUACGCGGCGACUGGUGAUCCGAAUGGGUUGCAUGAUCCCACCUCUCCAGUUGGGGGGAGCCCAUCCCCUUCUGUGCCCACUGGCCCCAAGGCUAAGAGCCGGAUCCCCAAGACGGGCAGCAGGGGGAGUUCGCUUGGACGGACGGGCGCACCUGUACCGUCUCGUUCCUCAAGCCAGUUCCACUCUCACUCGUCGAGGACCCAUCUCGCGGCUGAUGAGUUUGGGAUGCUGUCUCCUGACGGGGGUAGUAAUCCUGCAAACAACAGCAACGGGACUACGCCCCACCACACGGACAAUGAAGCUCCUACCUCACCACUACAUCAACAGGACAAGACACCGAGGGAGAGCUUGACCAACCAAGCAGCUGGUUCUAAUACGGCUUCGGUUGCUGGUUCACAAGGUGGGACGGGGCAGUCGAUGGAGAAUAAAUGGAUGCUGAGACUACGGGAUCUGGAGUAUAAGCUUUGUUUCGCCCCUUUUGAGGAAGGUCGGGUAUUGGAC
This is a messenger RNA of Podospora anserina S mat+, 4560 nucleotides long. RefSeq lists its product as uncharacterized. The transcript is spliced from 2 exons. The record is from RefSeq and is a predicted model, not a curated record. NCBI's taxonomy places the organism in Eukaryota, Fungi, Ascomycota, Sordariomycetes, Sordariales, Podosporaceae. Gene Ontology annotation, cellular component: microtubule organizing center. The annotation marks the transcript as partial.